AUGGCCGCCGCGCUGGGGCUGCGCGCCUCGGCGCGGCUCCCGAGACGCCUCAAGAGCACGGCCGCGGCGGCGCUCGAGCCCUGGGUCGGCGCCGACGUCGAGGCCCUGCAGGAGAAGCAGGGCAAGCACGUCUGGCACCCCAUGACGCAGCAGCGGCCCUGGAGCGUCGCCGAGGCCGCGCCGCCCGUGCCCGUGGCCAGGGCCGCCGGGUCCACGCUCACGCGCAUGGACGGCACGGAGCUGCUCGACGCGAUGGGCGGCCUCUGGUGCGUGAACAUCGGCUACGGCCGCGAGGAGGUGGCCCGCGCGGCCUACGAGGCCAUGACGGCGCUGCCGUUCCUGAGCCCGCUCCACGGGUCCGCGCCGCAGAUCGAGCUCGCGGCGAAGAUCUCCGAGCUGCUCCGCUACGACGCGCACGUCUACUUUACGGCGUCCGGCUCGGAGGCCAACGAGGCGGCCUUCAAGAUCGCGCGCCAGUACCACGCGGCGAACGUCGAGCGGGACCCGAGCGGGCCCCUGCGCCACACGAUCAUCGCGCGGCACCGCGCGUACCACGGCAACACAGCGGGCGCGAUGGCCGCGACGGGCCAGGCGGAGCGCAAGAUCGGCUUCGGGCCCCAGCCGCCGGGCUACUUGCACGUGCCGCCGCCCUACGCCUACCGGCGGCCCGCGGGCGUGACCGUCGAGCAGCACGGCGCGGAGGUCUGCCGCCAGCUCGAGGAGACGAUCGUCAUGGAGGGCGAGCAGACCGUCGCGGCCUUCGUGAUGGAGCCCGUCAUGUCCGGCGGGGGCGUGCUCGUGCCCCACGAGACCUACCUGCGGGACGUGCGGCGCAUCUGCGACAAGUACGGCGUGCUGCUGAUCCUGGACGAGGUCGUGUCGGGCUUCGGGCGGACGGGCGCGAUGUUCGGCCACCAGCACUACGGCGCGACGCCGGACAUCAUCACGCUGGCCAAGGGCCUGACCUCCGGCUACUGCCCGCUGGGCGCCUGCGCCGUCACGUCCGACGUCUUCGACCGCUUCCACGACGACCCCCGCCUCGCGCACUUCCGGUCCAUGAACACCUACGGCGGCCACCCCGUGGCCUGCGCCGUCGGGCUGAAGAACAUCGAGAUCAUCGAGCGCGAGGGCCUCGUGGACCGCGCGCGCGACGUCGGCGACUUCCUCAAGGGCUCGCUCGAAGCCGCGCUCGACGGCCACCCGCUCGUGGGGGAGGUGCGGGGCAUGGGCCUCCUCAUCGGCGUCGAGCUCGUCACGGACGUCUACACGCGGCAGCCCAUCGAGGAGGACCGGUCGGCCGCCGUCGUCAACGCGUGCGCGGAGAUGGGCGUCGUCGUCGGCCGCAACGGGAGCACGGUCCCGGGCCUCUGCAACGUCCUCAUCCUCGCGCCGCCCUUCAUCGUCACCGAGGACGAGUGCCGCAAGAUCACGGACGCCAUCAAGCGGGCCCUCGACGCGGCCGUCUGA
Molecule: messenger RNA, 1467 nt
Organism: Aureococcus anophagefferens
Lineage: Eukaryota; Pelagophyceae; Pelagomonadales; Pelagomonadaceae
Exons: 2
Coding region: 1-1467 (488 amino acids)
Cellular component (GO): cytosol
Molecular function (GO): transaminase activity; pyridoxal phosphate binding
Source: RefSeq, a predicted model, not a curated record